Molecule: messenger RNA, 1705 nt
Organism: Fonticula alba
Lineage: Eukaryota; Rotosphaerida; Fonticulaceae
Exons: 6
Coding region: 82-1170 (362 amino acids)
Biological process (GO): endoplasmic reticulum calcium ion homeostasis
Cellular component (GO): endoplasmic reticulum
Molecular function (GO): calcium ion binding
Source: RefSeq, a predicted model, not a curated record
CGGCCUAGCGCGUUGGGGAGCAUCGACACCCUCUCCCCCUCCCCCUCUCUCUGCCGGAUCCUGCUCCGCCCUCAUCACAACAUGACUGACGCCCAGGUCUCAGAACAGUCCUCCGCCGCCGGUGGCAUGCUUGCCUUUGACUCGGCCACCAUCGCUACCUACCUGCAGACCUUCCACAUUGAGCUGCUGUUGAUUCUCUUCCUGGCCGCCUACGGGGCCUUUUACCUUCGCGGCAACAGCCGCAACCAGCAUCUGGCCCACACCUAUGCCAAGGCUCUCUUCUCCUCCUUCAAGAACCAGUUCGCCUACUUCGGCGAUGGCAAGGGCCACCUCUUGAUCCAGGACAGCCCCUCGCAGUACUGGUUCUAUGCCUCCGGUCGCGUGCACUUCGAGAGCCUGGCCGUGGGCAUCCAGCUGAAGCGUCGCAUGGACAUCGUCGGUCUGCUGACUGAUGAGGUGACUGCCGCGUCGCAUGACCGAGUGGUCUUCACUGCCCAAGUGUCCGCCGAGGCGGCGCCGAAGUUUGUGCUCCUGGCCGGCCACACCAAGCGCCUCGCGGCCCUUAGCCAGGAUCGUGGCGAUGUGGCCUCCUUCGCCGGGCGCGGCCCGGUCAACUCCCGGAAGCUGGCCGGUCUGGAGGAUCUGGCCAUCCUGUGCGAGUCGACCGCCAUUGCGGAGGCUCUCUUCGAGCCGGCCGGCGUAAUUGACGCAGUGGCCGGUCUGCUGCGUGAUGGGGCCCUGGUGUCGCUGCACAUCUCGGACCAGCCGUCGGUGGCCUUUGACGCCAUGCCCAAGGGCACUCCCCCGCGCCUGCAGGUGACCAUGGUCAUGAACCUGAUCCCCGAGCUGCGUGCCGGCCAGUCCGAGGCCGAGGCCAUUACCAAGGCGGCCACCACGGCCGGCGAGCUGGCCAUCUAUCUGGUGGACCGCAUUGCCACCAUGGACCUCCCGGCUAAUGUUGUCUCGCAGCUCGCCAAGAAGCGCACCGCCGUCACGGACGGUCUCCUCCACAAGGAGCGCCAGGAGCAAUCCCAAGCCCGGCGUCAGGAGCGCAUCGACGCCCAGCUGGAGCAGGCCAAGUCCCAGGGGGGCGAUGCACUGGAGAAGCUGGAGAACAAGCUGAAGAAGAAGGAGCAGAAGAAGAUGGUCAAGAAUCUGAAGGUCCGCUGAGGGAGCAGCCCAUGCACGCCUCUGCGCACAUGGGCGUGCGUGUUGCCUUGCCUCUCCUCGCCGUGGGGCACCAGGUCGCUCGCGGUGGCCCGGCUCCGCCGUUUGUAUGACACCCACCCGAUGGGUGGGAGACGAGCGAGGGGAAAUGUGGGCGUAUGCCUUUCUUGCCCUCCCCGCCCAUGGUGCCGAUCAAGCGUGCCAGGCGGCAGAGGGGGGAGGGGGAUGGGAAGAUCAUCCCCAGCCCCCUUAUGUGCAAACACGCAUGCCGUGUUUCCCUCUGUGCCGUGUGUGUGUGUGUGUGCGAGAGUCAAGCACAGAGGCAAAAUAGACAGUCAAAAAACAUUGAUCUUGUCACAUAUCCGUAUCCGGCGGAAUGGUAUUAUCGUGCUUCAUACCCGAAAGCGAAAUUUGAUCCUGCCACAUCGUGCUCAAGUUUGUUUUAUUUCAAAAAUAAAAAGGCUCAAAUAAACAUCAAUGAUUCUCGGGUCAAAAAAGUUUACAUGAACGUAGUCGAUGCCAGUUUGUUCGUGUGUCG